AUGGCUGGAAAGAACAGAUCUGCAUUUAGCAUGGAGUUGACUCCUGCUUCUUCCAAUCAAAGUGCGUCACAGUCUUUUAGAAUGGGAUUUCAACGAGGAUCUGAAGGACUUAUGACACUUGGUCGAUCACUAACAUCUGGAGUCACAAAGGCGGUGUUCCCGGAGGACCUCAAAGUUUCUGAUGUAAAAAUAUUUGAUCCUCAAGACAAGAGUCUUCUGCUUUGGAACAGGCUUUUUGUCAUCUCCUGCAUUCUUGCAGUAUCAGUGGAUCCUUUGUUUUUGUUUCUUCCUGUUUUCCAGAAGGAGAACAUGUGUCUUCAUAUACAUGACAAUUUAGCAUACACAACGACAACUCUGAGGAGUGUAAUUGAUGCAUUUUACCUUGUACGCAUGGUUCUCCAAUUCCGAACAGCUUUUAUUGCACCUUCUUCUCGGGUUUUUGGACGAGGGGAACUUGUGAUUGAUCCCAAAGAAAUAGCAAACCGAUAUAUACAUCGUUAUUUUUUCGUGGAUCUGGCUUCUGUGCUACCUCUACCACAGAUUGUAGUCUGGAGGUUUUUGCACCAAUCAAAAGGUUCAGAUGUAUUGGGUACAAAAAGAGCACUAGUGAUUAUUGUGUUUGUUCAAUAUAUUCCUAGGUUCUUGCGUUUUCUGCCUCUUAUUUCAGAGUUGAAGAAGACUGCAGGUGUUUUUGCCGAAACUGCAUGGGCUGGUGCAGCUUAUUACUUGUUAUGGUUUUUGCUUGCUAGUCAUGUUUUUGGGGCCUUAUGGUACCUAUUGGCCAUUGAACGCAAAGAUACAUGCUGGGAUACAGCUUGCAGGGAAAAUCCAGAUUGUAAUCCAAGUAAUCUAUAUUGUGCUUAUGAGGUACCAAACAUCAAGGAAUGGAGAAACAUCAGCAAGGCUGUUCUUGAACCAAAAUGUGGAGCAACGGAUGAAAUAUCACAAUUUAAGUAUGGAAUAUACUUACAGGCUGUAUCAUCUGGUGUUCUUGAAUCUGAGAUGUUUGUCUCAAAAUACUUGUAUUGUUUGUGGUGGGGCCUGCAGAAUUUAAGUACACUUGGUCAAGGGCUUAUAACCAGUACAUAUCCUGGAGAAGUUAUAUUUUCUAUAACAGUAGCCAUUUUUGGGCUCCUCCUCUUUGCUCUUCUCAUUGGUAAUAUGCAGUUAUCAGCUUAG
Messenger RNA from Sesamum indicum (sesame), 1179 nucleotides. NCBI's taxonomy places the organism in Eukaryota, Viridiplantae, Streptophyta, Magnoliopsida, Lamiales, Pedaliaceae. The record is from RefSeq and is a predicted model, not a curated record.